Messenger RNA from Morus notabilis, 2585 nucleotides. RefSeq names its product MAR-binding filament-like protein 1-1. The transcript has 6 exons. NCBI's taxonomy places the organism in Eukaryota, Viridiplantae, Streptophyta, Magnoliopsida, Rosales, Moraceae. Gene Ontology annotation, cellular component: condensin complex; condensed chromosome; chromatin. Bases 57 to 2357 code for a protein of 766 amino acids. Gene Ontology annotation, molecular function: chromatin binding. Gene Ontology annotation, biological process: mitotic chromosome condensation. The record is from RefSeq and is a predicted model, not a curated record.
CCCAACCAAGAAAUCAUAACAGAAAAACAUUAAAAAAAAAAAAAAAAAAAAGCGCCAUGGUCUUUGUGACAGGAAACUCUUUCUAUGUACAGCCUUCUCUCUCAUACCCACUUUCUCUCUCAUCCUCCUCCAGGUCCGUUUUGUUCUACUCUUUUCCGAGAAAUGCGGAGGCCAAGCGAAGCACUGUGGCAAUGGCGUCCACCAGAGAAGAAGAAGAUGAGUCCUCAAUUGAAGGAAAAAUGUCAUGCCAAAGAAGGGCCUUUCUCUUUGUGGCUAUUUCGGUUAUUCCCUUCUUCAAACUGACGGCCAGAGCUCUUGAUCCACCAUUGUUAGCCAUAAGAAAAAGGGCCAGAGCUCUUGACGGUUUCCCCACAACUAAAGAAGCUGAGCCAAAGGUAUCCGAGGAGAACCAAAAGGCAGAGGACCCACAACCAAGGACUACAGCUCUUGAAGUCUUGCCCACAAAAGAAAGUGAAGUAAAGCCUUCGGAGGAGAGCCAAAAUGCAGAGGAACUUCAAAAAGAGGCACCAUCAAAUGGAUUUGUUUCUCUCCUAAGCAGUCUCGGCAUAUUCGGUUCUGGUGUGCUUGGUGCACUCUAUGCGUUGGCUCAGAAAGAAAAAGCAGAAAGUGAUGCAACAAUAGAAUCUAUGAAGGCCAAAGUGAAAGAGAAGGAAGCUGCCAUUGUCUCGUUAGAGAACAACUUCCAAUCAAAGCUUCUCAGUGAACAAGAAGAGAGAACCAAACAACUUGGAAAGGCAAAGGAAGAGCAGCUAUCUCUGUUAAACAAACUAAAUUCGGCAAACAGUACGAUUGCAGGCUUAGGGCAGGAGAUAAAGAGUGAGAAGAGAUUGAUAGAGCAGCGUAAAGUUCAAAUCAACAGUCUCGAAAUUGAACUUUCAAAGGCUGCGGCAGAUAAGAAGACCCUUGAACAAAAUCUGAAGGAAAACCUGGACCUGAUUGAAGUCCUAGAAGAAAGGAUAAAUUCACUCAACUUAGAGCUGAAGGAUAGAGAAGUCAAUGUGCAGAAUCUCAGAUCCUCUCUUGCUGAUAAGGACUUGGAGUUGCAGAACUUGGAAACUGCCAACAAGCAAAUAAAUGAUGAACUGGCUAAUGCAGGUUCAGAAAUCCAAGAGUUGAAGGAUGAGCUCUCGAAAAAUCAAAAGGAAAUAGAGUUAAAGAACUCUGUAGUUGAGGAACUAAAUGCAACUGUAAGUUCUUUAAGCAUUGAGAAGGAUAGUUUCAAGGGGAAAUUGGAUAACAUUCAGAGGGAAUACAAUGAUUUAAAAUUGGCCUCCCAAAAAAAGGCAGCUUCAGAUGCUGAGAUUUUGGGAGAAAAAGAGGAGGAGCUUCAUCGGUUAAAGGAAAAUCUCGAAAUUGCUUUUGGUGAGGCUUGUGAAAGCCAGGAAGUAAUUGCUAAGUUGACCCAAGAGAGGGAAAAUUUGAGGGAAGUUCUCAAUGCAGAAUCAAACAAGGUAAGUAAUCUGAACCACGAGCUUCAUAUUGCACAAGAAAGUCUUGGGAAAUCGAGAGAUGAGGCCUUGGAUCUUGAGAACCAAUUAAUUACAUCGAAUAGGACAUGCAAAGAACUCGAGGCUGAGGUUUCUAGAGUUCAGGCAGAGUUUGCUGAAGUUAAGGCUACAUUGCAAAGGAGUCUUGAUGAGGCUAAAUCAAGUGGUGAAGUGUUAGCUAGUGAGCUAAAUGCAGUGAAGGAAAUUCUGAAGAAUACAAAAGAGGAACUUCAAAAUGUGUUGAGCGAGCUAGCUGCUGUCGUUGAAAACUGGGAUAGCCUGAAGCGAGAAUUGGUUGACGUCUACAAGAAGGCUGAAACUGCAGCAAAUGAUUUAAAGGAAGAGCAGAAGACUGUCUCCACUUUGAACAAAGAAAUACAAGCCCUGGAGAAGCAACUGGUGAAGGAUAAGGAGGCCAGAAAAUCUCUCGAAACAGACCUUGAAGAGGCUACUAGAUCCCUUGAUGAGAUGAACCGAAAUGCGUUGACACUCUCUAGAGAUUUAGAGCAGGCUAAUUUCCGGAUUUCGGAACUCGAGGAUGAGAAGCAGGUGCUCUAUCAGUCUCUAACUGAGCAAAAGAACUUGUCGAGAGAGGCCAGAGAAAACAUGGAAGACGCACAUGACCUUGUCAUGAGACUCGGCAAGGAAAGGGAGACUUUGGACAAGAGAGCAAAGAAACUUGAAGAAGAAUUGUCUUCAGCCAAGGGUGAAAUAUUGCGGUUAAGGAGCCAGAUAAAUUCAUCAAAAGCUGCCAUAAAUAACGAGAAGCCACAAAAAGCUGAAGCUGAAGGCAAUGUCACAGCUUCUGUGAAGAGAGUUAGUAGAAGGAGACGAACUAGUUCACAAUAAAGUAAGUCAGAUAUCCAGCUCUGCUAAAUCAUCUUUUGAAGCCAGUUGUUUUUCUCAAGGAUUUCUUUUUUAUGGCCUUUGGAUUUUUUCCCAAUAAGAGUGCAAUGUAUAGUGAAAGAAUUCUGUUGUAUUUCAUAAUAGACACACGUUUUUGUAUAUUUUCAGUGCUCUUAUCAAUUCCAUGACUUGAUAACGUAGGUUCAAUCACUUCCUUAUAGUUGGUUUUCG